Molecule: messenger RNA, 1311 nt
Organism: Raphanus sativus (radish)
Lineage: Eukaryota; Viridiplantae; Streptophyta; Magnoliopsida; Brassicales; Brassicaceae
Exons: 7
Coding region: 75-959 (294 amino acids)
Biological process (GO): DNA-templated transcription termination; regulation of DNA-templated transcription
Cellular component (GO): chloroplast
Molecular function (GO): RNA binding
Source: RefSeq, a predicted model, not a curated record
AUAUCGUUAUCCGCUUCUCACUAAAAAGUAAAAACACGAAGAAGAAGCAGGAGGAGAGCUCCAACACCAAAAAAAUGGAGAGAACCAUCUCACGCCUAUCUUACUUCUCCAGCAACCUUUCACUAGACUCUCACCGUACUCUGGUUGGCUUUACUACAUCCGUCGAUUCGCUACGGCCAACGAACUUGUCUAGACGGUCUUCGUCGCUACGUCUGUUUCUUUCUCCGCCGAGAAGCGCUCUCCGCACGCCGAAACUCGCCGCGGGGGAAGCGAGAGAUGUCCCAAUGAUGCCGAAGGUUGAUAAGAGCGGUCGAUUAAGCAGUCCCCGCGCCGCCCGCGAGCUCGCUCUUGUGAUACUUUAUGCCGCAUGCUUAGAAGGAUCUGACCCUAUUCGUCUCUUUGAGAAGAGGAUCAAUGCUAGAAGAGAGCCUGGAUACGAGUUUGACAAGACUUCUUUGUUGAAAUACAACCACAUGAGCUUUGGAGGACCUCCUGUUAAAACUGAAACUAUUGAAGAGGAAGAUGAGCUUGUGCGCCUUGAUGAAAAUGAGUCCAAGAUUGAAGCAGAAGUGCUUUCAGCUCCUCCAAAGCUGGUGUACAGCAAACUUGUUUUACGGUUGGCAAAGAAACUCUUGGCUGCAGUGGCUGAUAAAUGGGAUACUCAUGUCCUCGUCAUCGAUAAAAUCUCCCCUCCGGAUUGGAAGAGUGCACCAGCUGGAAGAAUACUAGAGUUUUCCAUUCUUCACUUAGCAAUGUCUGAAAUUGCAGUCAUUGAAACCCGACACCCCAUUGUCAUUAACGAGAAUAAUGAUGUGGAAAAGGCUGUUGAUCUUGCAAAACGGUUCUGCGACGGAUCAGCACCACGCAUAAUUAACGGAUGUCUAAGGACAUUUGUUAAAGAUAGAGCACCAACACCAACACCUCAAGCUUUAGAAUUGAAGCAAGAAAUGUCAGUUUAAGUUAAGAACAAACUCGCAUCUACGUUUGGAGGCUGGCAGACCUCAGAUUUUGGUCGUCGGGACUAGCUCGCUCGUAAGUGAAGUGUUGAUCCGAUGAUCUUAAUCUCUAGACCAGGAGAUAUUCUGGUCCGAAGCUUUUGGUACCUGAGACUGAUUUUUUUAUUUUUAAUAAUCCACUGCAGCUCAACAUGUUUAUUGCUAAGAACACAACAUGCCCAAAAUAAUGUACAAUCCUAAUAUAUACUUUAUAUGUAGUCGCUUUAAUGUAUGUGUAUUUGUAUGAUCAUCUUUCAACUUGUAUGAUGUAUCCCAUAUUUUGAGAAAAGAAAAGUUGUACAAUGUGUUUUAUCUA